Messenger RNA from Glarea lozoyensis ATCC 20868, 777 nucleotides. RefSeq lists its product as uncharacterized. The transcript has a single exon. Lineage: Eukaryota; Fungi; Ascomycota; Leotiomycetes; Helotiales; Helotiaceae. The record is from RefSeq and is a predicted model, not a curated record. Bases 1 to 777 code for a protein of 258 amino acids.
AUGAACCUUCACAGCGACAGCCGCCGCAAUGACGGUCAUCCUUUCAACGACCAAUCUCGCAUAUUCAUCGACCUUACCGUCGACGACCAGUGCAGUACGAAUUCUAAAGCCUCCAGUACUAUUUCAGAUCAAAUUUCUAGCGGUUCAGCAUUGGCACUUAAGCAGCAAUCCAUGGAGGUGUCUCGUGUUACUAACCAGGAAACAGUCGUUCCUCUUCAGCCCCUCGGACCUACCGACUUCUACACAGUUCUGAAACGAUCUUUUAUAAAAGAAGAAAUGAUUACUUCCAUCGUUGAAGACAUCUUCUUGGAUCGUGAUGAAGCCAAUUACUGCGCUCGAGCUCUAGCGGAGUCUGAGGCUCAGAGAAGAUGCACCAGCUCCACUAAUUUCACCGAUCAAGAACAUUUAUACAAGGCGAAGAUCACUUUUAACGAGAAAGCUCCUUACGACGUGAUUACCGUGUUCAUUGAGCUGGGAAAGGUAAAGACUAAGAAUAAGUCAAUGGACGAUUCAUCACCCCAAACUUUGGAUGGAAUCACAUUGUCACUAGAAUUGAGCGCUUCAGGAUCAAAGAAAUGUUCUGAGUUGUGCUCCCCAUCAACCACGAGUAGUUCGCAUCACCCAAUAAUUGAAGGACAACUUCUACCUGCUGCUGAUGUCUCUGAGCGAGUGAGGGAUGAAAAUCUUGAUUCAUCCGCUCUCAGCGGAGAUUUUGGCAAUGAUGCUGAACCUCAGACCCAACACGGCUUACCAACAGGAGCAUCAGACAAGACUUAG